GACAUUUGCUUAAUAUUUUUUUCGUCUGUCUAAGUUAUUUCUACCAGAGAGAUGUUUAAGUUUGAUCUAACAACGCAACAGGACCUCAAGGUUGUAGCAAAAGUUGAAAAGAGAAGACAAGUAGAAGAAACAAGGAAACGGAGAAUUUUUAAUCCACGGAUACGUCAAAUUGGGAUAGAUAGAGAAUUCCUGGACAAGCAAAUUAAAGAGAAGCAGAAGCUGCGUCAGCAUGAGCGAGAACGGGAAUGUCGAAUGGAUGAAGCUCUAGUGCGCAGCAGCCAGUUUGCAAUCAUGCUUGAGAAACAGCAGGAGGAGGAAAGGAAGGUAAUGGACAGACAGAUAAAUAAUUUCCGGCAAAUCUAUCAACGUCCACAAGAUCGUCGUGAUUAUGAUCUUUAUGAUCCUGAUCGAUUAAAAAAAACUAUUCCUGCUCGAAUAUCUGAUGAUGAUCCACGACUUGGCCCUGCAUCUGCACAAAAGUUUGACGGCGAGGACAUAAAAAGAAAAGCACGUCUGAAAGACCAAAAAGAGCAGAUGCAAUCGUGGCUGAUGCAGCAGGUGUACGAAAAACGAAAGAAUGAGCAGGAGCAACAGAAUGUUGAAGAAUCUUUUCAACAGCUUGUCAUUUCGCGAGAUAGACGCGCGAUUGAACUCGAAAGAAUUGAAGAAGAGUGUCGUCGACGCCUUAAUGAAGCCAAUGCUCAAUUCAAUCGUACUCUUGCAGAGGAGCAAGAGUAUCGUCGACGUUGUGAGGCUAUUAAAGAUGAAGAAGACAAGCGUGCUGAGAUUUAUAACCACGUAACUGGUGACUUCCUAACGGAAGCACGAGAACAAGCGGAAAGCAUUUGUGGACCUUACAAACCACUAACUGACCGCUACAAGGGCAUGUCAUCUGAUGAACUCAAGGUCAUUCAACACGAGCAAGCACGACAGAUGCAGGAAAUUCAAAGAAUGCGACAGGAAGAGAAACAUAAAAACGAGGAGUGGAAUCGAAUCAUGCUAGAAAAUAUGCAAAUAGCUGAAAAGUAUUAUGAAGAACUAAACCAAAAAGAUAGAGAAACGCGGAAACAAAUAGCAGCAGAAAAUUUACAAUUGGCUCAACAACAAAAAUCACGGCAAAAUUAUCUAAACACAAAAGUUUAUAAAUAUCAACCAAAAUCUGAAUUUUUUGAUAAAUUUAAUUCAUGUGCACGUUAAUGCAUCUUCUCUUCAA
Messenger RNA from Chelonus insularis, 1213 nucleotides. Its product is annotated as RIB43A-like with coiled-coils protein 2. Bases 52 to 1197 code for a protein of 381 amino acids. Lineage: Eukaryota; Metazoa; Arthropoda; Insecta; Hymenoptera; Braconidae. The transcript has 7 exons. The record is from RefSeq and is a predicted model, not a curated record.